Molecule: messenger RNA, 372 nt
Organism: Paramuricea clavata
Lineage: Eukaryota; Metazoa; Cnidaria; Anthozoa; Malacalcyonacea; Plexauridae
Source: the annotation of a GenBank genome assembly
AUGGAUAGGCGACGAUGUUCGCCCUCAUUUUGGCAGGAUCUUGGUAUAAUUCCAGCUUCAAUGGGUGACCGGCAUCCGCGUCCACAGAAAGUUCACGACGAAAAUCUGGUCGCACAUUAUCCUAGAAAACUCAGAAACACAAAAAGGUCAAAAAGAGUUUCCCAAAAGGAGGAGCUGUUCGAUAUGUUGAAAUUAGAAAAUGUACUAGACCAAGCCAUUACUGUAAGAGACAAUGGUUUUCUCGAAAGAAACGGGCGACAAUUGUCAGGUGUGGAGAUCUGCAACGAACUGGAUAAUGUGACGAGUAGGUUGGUAAACAUGCACAUUCAAGGGGUGAAUAACGCAAUCGGUCACCGACAGCAUGAGGAGUGA